UGAGUUAAGUGCUUUUUUUUUUUGGAAAAUUGAGGAAGGGCUCUAUUUCAGCCAAGACCGCAUAUUGCUGUAUAUAAAUUCGCUCGACUGAAGAGCCUCUCGGCACGUCCACCUCUGAAGACGAAAGCACCACAAGGAACCAGUAAAGGGCUCUCCAUUCGCUGCAGGAAGACCCGUACCUCUGAAGUUCACCAUGCACCUACUCCUUUCUCUGACGCUGCUGUGUCUGGCGCUGGCAGCUACCGUGGAAGCCUACACCAGUCCGCGGUUCAUCGUAAAGCAUCGGUCCAGUGGCUUGUGCUAUGCUUAUGCAGAUUGGUGGGCGUGGGGCCAUCACUAUGAGAAAUUCCGUGCCGACUCCUGCAGCAAUGCAGCGGAAGUGGAAUGGGUGCAGAAAGAGGGACAUUGGGGCUACCUUAGGAUCGUCGGAACCGGUGGACAUUGUAUGAACCCCCUUGGAGGCUGGGCCAGUCCUGGGGACAACACUGCACUUUUCCCGCAUCCGAACUGCUAUAAUUCCGCGCUUUUCGCGAUUGACCAAGAAAAAGGCAUCAUCAAACAUUCCGGCGGCAAGUACGUCCACGUGUACCCUUAUCAAGCAGAAAGGCCGAAUUGGCACUCUGACUUGAUGCUUCACUCAGGACUGCACCGAAAUAUUAAGUUUGACUUUGUACAAAAGGGUAACCCAAAUCAGAAGGUGCAGGUGAUUCCAAACCCACAAGUGAAAGGAGAAUGGCAAAAGGUCUCUUGUUGGUACAAUGUCCACGUCGGCUCUUUGAAGUUCACAAUGACCAUCGGCACGAGCAAGACCUCCUCUUCGUCUCUUACCAACACUUGGGAGCUAUCAGUGGGAGUUGCAAAAGGUAUUGUAGAGGCCAGCGCCACCUAUGGGGGCUCUUUCACAACCACCGACGAACAGCAAUGGAAGGCAGAAAGUACCAUUGAGAGAACCAUUACUGUAACUAAAGAAUACAGCACCCUGUGUUUGUGGCAAUGGGUGUAUGAAUUUGAGCAGUUUAAUGAUGGCUUUAGGUUUAGGUCAUUUACUAUUCGCGAGACUCGAUCUGACGCCAAACCAACUGAAAUCCCCGGCAGUAAAAAGUAGAUAUUAUUUCCCUAAAUCCACACACUUCUAUUGCGUGCUUUAUCAAGUGUCGGGAUGCUUUUCUCAUUGCACUGCCUGCUUGUCCAUUCAAGAAAUAUUCAGUUUCUUUAACGCAUGAACAUAAUAAGCAUUUU
Lingula anatina is the source of this 1239-nucleotide messenger RNA. RefSeq lists its product as uncharacterized. Lineage: Eukaryota; Metazoa; Brachiopoda; Lingulata; Lingulida; Lingulidae. The record is from RefSeq and is a predicted model, not a curated record.